AUGAUCAGGGAGCGCAUGGGCAAUUGUCAGACACAGCACGAGAAGGAAAUAAUCCGAGCGCACCAGGCACAGGUCGAAUGCCUUCUUGUCGAGGUCGAGAAGCGCAAUUCUCGCCAGGCCAUUAUCUGCAAGAAACUGGCCGAGAUCCGCAACGAGUGCCUCAACCUGUCGAAGCAGUUGAGAGCCGUUUACGCCGGGCGCGAGGAGCUCGCUCGAUCAUCAACUUCCCAGUCGCUUCUCGAUGCCAGCACCAGAAAGGCAAGGACAGCCGCAGCUUAA
Molecule: messenger RNA, 279 nt
Organism: Thyridium curvatum
Lineage: Eukaryota; Fungi; Ascomycota; Sordariomycetes; Thyridiales; Thyridiaceae
Exons: 2
Coding region: 1-279 (92 amino acids)
Source: RefSeq, a predicted model, not a curated record